GCAGGUGCAUGCAAGAGGGAAUAGGCGCAAAGGAUCCGGACAGGGGCGGGCAGGGACGGACACGGCGGACACGAGGCCCGCACGCAGCACUGGCAUCCUCGGUCUUUGUUUUCGCGCAGUUUUCUUUUUCUCCACCACGCCAUGUCCAAGCCAGACGAGAUCCCCGCCCUCUCCUUCAUCCUCGAGCCCGCCAUCGUCGUCUCCCUCCUCACAGCGGGAUGCCUCUUCAACCGCCGCCCCCCGCCCCUCAUCCUCCAGGCCCACAACGCAGUCAACGACGUGCCCCCGCCCCCCGGCGACAACGCCUGGCACUGGAAGAACAUGCGCUCCUUCAAGUGGACCGUCAGGGUCCCUGGUAAUGAGCGAUUCAGGUCGAGGUGGUCCAGCCGGCUGCUGGGCAUGUUUCCGUUCUUGAUGGAGGUCUGGUACUGGCUCUUGACGUACUGGAUAUACCAGAUCGCCCGAGCGAUGCAAGCGCUCACGAUGGGCGCCGACUUUAGGGCGUUGGCAGAGCAGCACGCGCGACAGAUUAUUGCCAUUCAGCGGUGGUUAGCGAUUGACUGUGAGCUCGCGCUGCAAAAGUUUGUCAUGGAGAGGGAGUGGCUGCUGGUGUUUUUCAACAAGACCUAUGCGAUGGUCCACAUUCCCGCCACUAUCGCCUUCAUGGCCUACUCUUACCGCUACUUUUCCCCCCUCGUCUUCCAAUCUACCCGACGAACCCUGGUCCUGUGUAACUGCAUCGCCUUUGUCGUCUUCUCCAGCUGGCCAUGCAUGCCCCCAAGACUAUUGCCUUAUGAAGAAUUCGGCUAUGUCGACACUUUGCACACUGGUAAAGCCGCCAGUAGUACGUCCCCUCUACCUUGCUUCCUUUCACCCAACCUAAUUAUCUUGUUUUUAUUUUUUAUUUUUAUUUUUCAGUCUGGACCACAAACAAGUUCCAAAACCAACUCGCCGCCUUCCCCUCCCUCCACUUUGGCUACUCUUUCGUCAUCGGCCUCUCCCUCUUCCUCUACUCUCCCCACCGCCCCAUCCGCGCCGUCGCACUCGGCUACCCCGUGCUCAUCCUGCUCGUGAUCAUGGCGACCGCCAACCACUACUUGCUCGAUGCGGUGGGCGGGUUCUUUGUCACGGUUCUGGCGCAUAGGGUGAAUAGGUUGACGUUGAAUUUGAGGCCUUUGGAGGAAUGGUUCUUUUGGCUUCUUAGGACGGAAAGGCCGAUGGACAAGGUCCAGUUCGACUCUGUCAUCAACCGCGAGAAUGUUGGGCACAGGGAUAGCAGCGACUUGUCUCAUCGUCCCCUCAUGUUUGGACAAGACAAUGCUUAGAUCAACCCGACUCCCACUAGGCCGGGUUUCUGGGGUGUGAUGAUCACGGCUUUUUGAUUAUCUCAAUUGACCUCAAACUCCAUACGCUGUCGUCGUCGACUUGUAUCAGGUCGAUGACUGAUAUAGAUACCCAUGCGGCAUUCUGUGUUUUAUUUCUGGUUUUCAAUGUGAAUCAUGUAUACUACGAUCUUUACGACCUGUUUAGCUUGUUUCGCGGAGGAAAGAGUCUUGGAGAGUUGAACAAUCUCGCCUUGAGGUACGAUUGGU
Cryptococcus amylolentus CBS 6039 is the source of this 1592-nucleotide messenger RNA. RefSeq lists its product as hypothetical. The transcript is spliced from 4 exons. The coding region runs from base 142 to 1074 and encodes 310 amino acids. Gene Ontology annotation, molecular function: inositol phosphoceramide synthase activity. The record is from RefSeq and is a predicted model, not a curated record. Gene Ontology annotation, biological process: inositol phosphoceramide metabolic process; sphingolipid biosynthetic process. Lineage: Eukaryota; Fungi; Basidiomycota; Tremellomycetes; Tremellales; Cryptococcaceae. Gene Ontology annotation, cellular component: inositol phosphoceramide synthase complex.